GAAGGAGAAGAAGCAGCAGCAGGAGGAGGAGAAUACAAAAGGAAAAAGAAAAAGGGACCUGGCACAAGGGUAGCAGCAGAAGGAGCAGUCCACCAUCGCCAGCGCAGCCUCGAAAUCCGCAAGCCUGUAACGGGAACCGUACCGAGGGACUUGUGUGCAUAAAGCGAGUGCCCGCUUUUCUCCGCCUGUGCCAUGAGCGUUCGCUGAGAACGGGCUGCAUGUUAAGGAGGAGGAGGAGGUGAAAGAAGAAGAGGCUGGGAGACGUGUGCCCCGGGGUCCCUUUGUUAUUGCUGCUGUUGUGACAUUGUGGGGAGAGUGCGCUCCUACAUUGAUUGCGAUUGCACCGAGUAACCCCGUGCAAAGUGAACGCCAAGAAGUUUAAUAUUUUGCAUUCACGGCGAAAUUUCUGGUCACCAAGCCACAGAAGAAGAUCUUCGCAACAUGCAAAAAUCUGAAGGUGAAAGGGCCACUGAGUGUUGAUCAUGGCGCAGCUCGAGGUCUUGUCCGCCUUGGACAAAGCGAAAACGCAAUGGUACCACUUUACGGCGAUUAUUAUUGCUGGCAUGGGGUUUUUUACCGACGCUUACGAUUUGUUCUCUAUCCCCAUCGUUACGAGACUUCUUGGGCGAAUCUAUUAUUAUGACCCUCUCACUGGCAAACCUGGAAGCCUACCCGCAAACGUGAACGCUGCAGUUAAUGGAGUAGCCUUGUGUGGAACUUUGGCGGGCCAACUGUUCUUUGGGUGGCUUGGUGACAAACUGGGACGCAAGAAGGUGUACGGAAUGACGCUCAUGAUGAUGGUCGUAUCUGCUCUUGCAUCUGGUCUUUCCUUUGGCCAUACAGCGGCGUCUGUGAUGACAACACUUUGCUUUUUCCGGUUCUGGCUCGGAUUUGGAAUCGGUGGCGAUUAUCCGCUGUCAGCGACCAUCAUGUCAGAGUAUGCGAACACCAGGACUCGAGGUGCAUUCAUUGCGGCAGUAUUUGCUAUGCAAGGGACGGGUAUAUUGUGUGCUGGGGCGGUCGGGUGCAUUGUUUCUGCCAUCUACAACCAUGCAGUCCCUGCACCGCCUUUUAAUGUCGACCCUGUUGCCUCGGUACCGAACUCUGCGGACUUUGUGUGGCGCGCCAUCCUUAUGUUCGGUGCGGUACCAGCUGCUGCAACGUAUUAUUACCGAAUGAAGAUGCCCGAAACAGCUCGAUUUACAGCGCUUGUGGCUGGGAAUGCAAAGCAGGCUGCCCAGGACAUGUCCAGCGUACUUCAAAUGGAAGUCCAGGCCAUCCAAACACGUACUGAAAAAAGAAUUGAAUACGGUCUGUUUUCGGCCGAAUUUUUCAGGAGGCAUGGCGCUCAUCUGCUAGGCACAACCUCGUGUUGGUUCUUACUGGAUGUGGCCUUUUAUUCACAGAAUCUGUUCCAGAAAGAUGUUUACACUGCUGUUGGUUGGCUCCCUUCAAGCAGUUCCAUGUCUGCCGUGCAAGAGGUUUUCAAAAUCUCAAGGGCGCAGUCACUGAUCGCACUGUGCUCAACCGUGCCAGGGUACUGGGUCACAGUAUUUCUCAUCGACCGCAUUGGGCGAUUUAAAAUCCAGCUCCAGGGCUUCUUCUUCAUGACGGUGUUCAUGUUAGGCCUCACCAUCCCCUACGAUCAUUUAAAGAAGCACAACAGCACUGGCUUCCUUGUCAUGUACGCACUUACCUUCUUCUUCGCAAAUUUUGGUCCAAACAGCACGACCUUCAUCGUUCCUGCGGAGCUCUUUCCCGCUCGCUUCCGGUCGACUUGCCAUGGCAUUUCUGCAGCGGCUGGAAAAGCUGGCGCAAUAAUUGGAUCUUUCGGGUUUUUGUACGCCGCCCAAAGCCCCCACCAGGCCGAGGUUGAAGCAGGAUACUCCAAGGGAAUUGGUAUCAAGAACGCGCUGCUCAUCCUUGCCGCCACCAAUGCUUGCGGCUUCUUCUGCACAUUUUUGGUGCCCGAGACAAACCAAUUGUCAUUGGAAGAGUUGUCUGGAGAGAACGACGAAAAUGCUCAAAGCGCUGCAGAAGGAAGGGAGAUGGCGGCUGCCAACGGACAUCAAAAGGGCACGAACGGAGGAAACAGUGUCACCUAGAAAACUUAGUUGUUCCUCCAGAAACAUGAUUCCAAGUAGAAUCUAGCUUGCUUUACAACUCUUGAGGGAAGAUGUCAUAAUUGCUAGGUACGUUGCUCAAAUCAUUAGUAGGGUCUUCAAACCUGACUGCAGAUUAACAUCACUAUCUCCAGGAUGACUCCAGAUAUACUUUGCCUACAAGAACUUACACGACCCAAGAGGUGUGUUAUGAACACCAGUAGCAGUUGGCAAUCAAGAAUAUAGAUUAGCGACUUGUCUGUAGUGAAGUCGACAUGCCUAGAACUUGUUAGGACCUUCGUCGAGAGGAGAAUAAAAGGGAGUGGAGCUUUACAAUCUUAGGCAUUAGUGGGGUACUGUCAGUAAUUGGAAACUUUGUGGAGGGGUGGAACUCCUGUACAAACAGCUUCCCCAUUACAUGUUGAUCCUACGACUCCUGGUCGAACAAAUUAGAUUGCUUUCUCCAAUUCAUUUGAUCCUUUUCUA
Messenger RNA from Physcomitrium patens, 2588 nucleotides. RefSeq names its product inorganic phosphate transporter 1-1. NCBI's taxonomy places the organism in Eukaryota, Viridiplantae, Streptophyta, Bryopsida, Funariales, Funariaceae. Gene Ontology annotation, biological process: phosphate ion transport; transmembrane transport. Gene Ontology annotation, molecular function: phosphate transmembrane transporter activity. Gene Ontology annotation, cellular component: membrane. The record is from RefSeq and is a predicted model, not a curated record.